Ramularia collo-cygni is the source of this 1254-nucleotide messenger RNA. RefSeq lists its product as uncharacterized. The record is from RefSeq and is a predicted model, not a curated record. Gene Ontology annotation, cellular component: transcription factor TFIIA complex. The transcript has 3 exons. The coding region runs from base 1 to 1254 and encodes 417 amino acids. Lineage: Eukaryota; Fungi; Ascomycota; Dothideomycetes; Mycosphaerellales; Mycosphaerellaceae. Gene Ontology annotation, biological process: transcription initiation at RNA polymerase II promoter; transcription by RNA polymerase II.
AUGACGAAUCAGCUUGUGGGCGACGUCUACGCCAAGAUCAUCKAGGAUGUGUGCGCCGCGUCGGCGGAGGCCUUCGAGGAGAACGGUGUGGGCUCGACAACGCUCCAGGAGUUGCAGCAGGAAUGGCAAGUGAAGCUAUCGCAACGCGGCGUCGCUCAGAUGCCAUGGGAUCCUAAGCCUCAACCGCCGGCUGCACCUCAGCAGCCUCAAGCACCCAUCUCUUCCAUUCCAAACGGAUUGCCUCAGCAGUCGUACCAACAGUACAACGGGCAUCAAGCAAACGUGCAGAAUGGAGGAGGCUCGAGGGUUAAGACUGAGUCUAGCAACGAGACCCAAUACCAUGGUCUUCCUAACACAGGCUACCCACCAAAUGCAGAAGGUGGAAUUGUCCGCGCCCAGCAUCUGAUCCAGCAGCAGUACGGCCCCAAUGCGAGCGCAUCGCUCAACUCCAUGCAGCAGCAGCGGGGCGGCCUUGCUCUCCCUGGCCAACAGCCCCGGCCACAAGGUCUCCAACUACCAGCUGGUACCACACAAGCAGCACAGCAGCACGCCAUUCAAAACUCUCAGAGCUUUCAGCGGCAGCAGCAGCAUGCGAUGCAACAGCAGCAGUUACAUCAGCAGCAACAGCAGCAGCAAUCUCAACCUCGCAUCAAGGUCGAGAGCGACAAUGCUCAGACACAGCAAGGUAACUACCAGCAGCGGCCUCAUCCAUCAUACCAGAACGACGGGGCAGACGAGGGCUUGGAGGAAUGGCGCGCCAUGCUUGCGGAAAGACGGGCGAUCAGCGCUGAGCAGACUCGGCAUGCGGAUCGGCUCAUGCGCGACCAAGUGUUGAGAAUGUCAGAGAGUCUUCAAAGCGGCCUCAUGGUUUCACUCGAAGAGCAGAUAUCGCAUCCUGAUAAUGUGAAGCGCCGCGCUGAGUCACGGAAGACGAAGCCAUAUUCAGGUGCCCCUCAUUCUGACGGCGCUCCAUCGAUUCCGCAGUACGAUGGAGGUGAUGAUGACGAUGAAAAGGCCAAUGUCAAGGAUGAAGACGACGCAGACGCCAUCAAUUCCGACCUCGACGAUUCGGAUGACGAUAAUAACAACGCCAUGGGUGAGGAUGACGAUGAGCACAUGGACAACAUCUUGUGCACUUAUGACAAAGUUCAACGCGUGAAGAACAAGUGGAAGUGUACACUGAAGGACGGCGUUAUGAGUGUGGGUGGCAAGGAGUGGGUGUUCCAUAAGGGCAUGGGCGAGUUCGAAUGGUGA